AUGACUGUUUACUUCACAGUAAAGGAUGAAUACGCAAGACAGCUGUUGAAGAAUGUAUGGUCCAUUGAUAUUGAAAACUAUAUUUACCAUCUUGGCCCUGCGCAUUUCAAAGCUAAUGAUUUUGAUGAAAGAAAGAAGCAUAGAGGUGAAUUUAUAGGUUUUGGAAAAGAGCAUACAGCGGCGAAAGCUUUGGAAAUUACUGCACCUUUCAAUCCCAAAAGCGCAUUCAAGCAGAGCCCGGACAAGAUCAUUGUGGAAUUCCAAAACGAGGCUGACCUCUUUAAUGCUUGUGACAAGAAUUAUCACUUUAGCGAUUUCAAUAUCAAAGGAUAUCCAUUAGGUUAUAACUGGCCACAAAGGGACCGCGCCAUAAGCUCACACGAAAUAGCGGCAAACCAUGAUGAUGAUUCCAAAGAGAAGGUGAAUAAUAAACCUCAUUUACAAGGUCAACACAUAACCCAUGGUAGACAUACUCACCGGAAUCAGAGAUUCAAGAAUAAUUAUAAUUCGAAAAAUCACAACAUCAACAAAAAAAACUUAGAUAAUAUACCAUCUUGCACCAGUGGAUCUAACAAAACCCCGCUAGGCGUUAAAUCUCACUGCUCUAGGAAUAACAAUAAAGACAACAUAAUCAUUUCAGAUAAUACCUCCUUUGAUACUUCAAGCACAUAUAGUAACACACCCAAUAAUCAAAAUUGCCAAGGGGACUGGGAUGAGGUGAUGAGUGAUAAGUCUCUGCUAAAAGACGCUUACUCACCUCUUAUCACUUUUUUGGAACAACUGUAUUAA
Molecule: messenger RNA, 789 nt
Organism: Rhizophagus irregularis DAOM 181602=DAOM 197198
Lineage: Eukaryota; Fungi; Glomeromycota; Glomeromycetes; Glomerales; Glomeraceae
Source: RefSeq, a predicted model, not a curated record